Molecule: messenger RNA, 2206 nt
Organism: Cyphomyrmex costatus
Lineage: Eukaryota; Metazoa; Arthropoda; Insecta; Hymenoptera; Formicidae
Product: molybdenum cofactor sulfurase
Exons: 8
Coding region: 1-2154 (717 amino acids)
Biological process (GO): Mo-molybdopterin cofactor biosynthetic process
Molecular function (GO): molybdenum ion binding; pyridoxal phosphate binding; molybdenum cofactor sulfurtransferase activity
Source: RefSeq, a predicted model, not a curated record
AUGGAGGAUAUAGUGAAAUUCACACCGGUAUAUGAUGAUGCCACCGCGCGAUUGCUAGCGAGCGAAUUCACGAGACUCGAAGGUGAGUGCUACGUAGAUCACGCGGGUACAACUCUGUAUUCAGAAACGCAGAUCAAAAAUGCUGGAGCUAAUCUGCAUGGAUGUCUCUAUGGAAAUCCACAUUCCACUGGAAAUUCAAAGACACUAGACAUUAUUGAGCGUAUGAGAUACCGAAUUCUGAGUCACUUCAAUACGAAUGCUGAUGAGUACACUGUUAUCUUCACCUCGGGCGCCACGGCAAGUCUAAAGAUAGUCGCGGAAGGAUUCCGUUUUACGACGGAUGAAAAAAAGAUAGCAACGUCCCCGCAUUCAGGAAGUUUUGUUUAUGUACAGGACAAUCACAUGUCAGUCCUCGGGAUGCGAGACGUAAUCGCAGUUAAAGGUGCCGAUGUCAUUUACCUGGACCAUGAUCAGGCGUUUCACAUUUUCAACCAGCCUCCAACCUGUCGAGAUUCUAACGAGACAAAGAGCAGUAAUUCUCUUUUCGUGUAUUCUGCGCAAUGCAAUUUUUCUGGUUUAAAGUAUCCCCUUAAAUGGAUAAGUGAUGCGCAUGCUGGGGCGCUUUCUGUUUUUGUUAGAAAACCAUCGACCAGAUGGUAUGUUUUACUCGAUGCAGCUAGUUUCGCGGCAACGAAUAAAUUGGAUUUAUCUGUUUUUAAACCAGACUUCGUAUGUCUAUCAUUUUAUAAAAUGUUUGGCUAUCCCACCGGUAUUGGCGCCCUGCUGGUUAAAAACACCAGCUCGGAUGUUUUAGAUAAAACGUAUUACGGUGGCGGUACUGUGGACAUCGCUUUGAGUUCUGAAAGAUUUCACAGAAAACGUGAAAUACUGUAUCAAAGGUUUGAAGAUGGAACCGUACCGUUUCUAUCAAUCGUGUCGUUACAAUAUGGCUUUGAAAUACUUUCAAAGUUAACUAUGGAUCGAAUAUCAAAACACGUUUUUUCACUCGCUAAAACUCUUCAUCACUCUUUGUUAAUUUUACAUCAUUGUAAUGGUAAACCUGUUGUAAAACUCUACUCUGAUUCUGAUUAUGAAGAUCGUAGAUCACAAGGCGGCAUUGUUACAUUUAAUGUUAUGCGCUCCAAUGGUGAACAUGUAGGAUACAUGAAAGUUCUAAAUAUGGCAGCAUUAUUUAAGAUACAUCUAAGGACAGGUUGCUUUUGCAAUCCCGGUGCAUGUCAAAGACAUUUAUCCUUUUCGACAAAAGAGAUUCUUAAAUAUUAUGAGGCUGGAUAUGUAUGCGGUGGUGAAACAGAUUUAGUAAAUGGGAAACCAAUUGGAGCAUGUAUUUUAAAACGGUUAUUCAUAUAUCCUAUUAAAUCAUGUGGAGCACACGAAAUUACAGACUCAUGGAAUUUAAAUUCAAAGGGUCUAGAAUUUGAUAAAGAGUGGAUGAUAAUAACAUCUUCUGGAACUUGCUUGACACAAAAGCAUCAUACGAAUUUAUAUUUGCUUAAGCCUGUUAUUCUUAGAAAGCAAAAUAUUAUGAGACUAACAUAUCCAGGAAGGCCAACAAUUGACAUUCCUUUAGAAAAUGUUUACGAAAAGUCAAUCGAAUAUUCUACACAUCAAAACACAGUAUAUGAAAGUAAAGUACAAAGUAUUGAUUGUGGAUCAAAAGUUUCUGAAUGGCUAAGCUUAGCAUUGGGCAAACCAAAUCUUAAAUUAAUUCGACGAAGUCGUGAGAGACAAAAAAAUGAAUUAAAUAAAGCAGAAUUAUCUAACCAGACGCAGUAUUUAGCAGUAAACGAAGCAAGUAUGUCAUGGUUUAUUGAUAAAAUAUCUGAUGACUUAGAUUUUUUAAAAGAUGCAAUGCAUCAAUUCAAAUCAAAUAUCAUUGUGGGAGGCUGCGAAGCCUUUGAUGAAAUGCAAUGGGAACAUGUUCGCAUUGGAAAUAACAAUUUUAAGGUAAACGGCCCUUGCACAAAAUGUCAAAUGAUAAGCCUUGAUCAAACAAUUGGUGAAAAGACUAUUGAGCCAUUAAGAACAUUAACAGAAGAGUUCCAUGAAAAGCUGAGAUUUGGAAUCUGUUUAACUAGAUUAGAGAAAACGCAAAGUACGCUUAAGAUUGGAGAUUAUAUAUAUUUUUCUUAGAGAUAUAAUCUUUAAAUAAUUAUCUAAACUUUACGUAUACAAUUUAUCACGA